Molecule: messenger RNA, 462 nt
Organism: Indicator indicator
Lineage: Eukaryota; Metazoa; Chordata; Aves; Piciformes; Indicatoridae
Gene: EREG
Product: epiregulin
Exons: 5
Coding region: 1-462 (153 amino acids)
Biological process (GO): positive regulation of mitotic nuclear division; positive regulation of cell population proliferation; epidermal growth factor receptor signaling pathway
Source: RefSeq, a predicted model, not a curated record
AUGGACGCCGGGUGUCUGCCUCUCCGCAGCCUGCUGCUCUUCCUCGGUUACCUAUUGCAAGCUGUCCUGGGCACAACUGUGAUCCCCUUAUGUGGGCCUGGUGAGAUGGAGAACUGCACAACAGCCCUGAUCCAGACAGAGAACAGUCCCCGUGUGGCUCAGGUGGGGAUAACCAGGUGCAAGCCUGAGAUGAAGGACUACUGCUUCCAUGGCCAGUGUGUCUACAUAGUGGACUUGGAUGAGCACUACUGCAGGUGUGACGUGGGCUUCUCUGGCGUGCGCUGCGUGCACUCGGAGCUGGUCCGGCAGCCCCUCAGCAAGGAGUACGUGGCCCUGACCGUCAUCAUCGUCCUGCUCUUCCUCGUUGCCAUCUCCAUCGCCAGCUACUACAUCUGCAGAAGGUACAGGAACAAGAGGAGACGAACAACCUCCAGCGAGUACAAGGAAGUUGGUGCCCUGUAG